AGGAUGUGAGAACUUUUAAAACAUUUUUUAACUGAUACUUUCUUCCUCAUUGUUGAAGUGCUUCCUUAAAUAUUGAAUGAUUGUUUUAAUGCUUUCACUUUCCGUACUGUUAGGAUCAGUGGUCGUGGUGGAGAGUUUGCAAGGGGGGAAAUUCAAGGCCGGGUUUGGGGGAGUUUCCGUUGCAGUGGAGGCGGGGUGUGCAUGUGAGGGCUUGUGGUCAUGAGUGGUACAGUAAUAUUGUGUCAGGGCGUUAAAGAGUGUUUGUUCAGUCGUGUUUGUUCAGCAGUAACAUAGGAGCAGCUCCUGUUCUCUAAUCCUCGCUCAUCUGUACUUGUACACCCUCCACAGCUUCAUUCCAACAUCGACAGUAAAGCUUUUCUCACACUCUUCAGCGGUGUAGAAAUAUGAAGUUUCUGGAGCUGGACGAUUCCAUCAGUCGCUUCAGGUUCACCCAGUCCUGUGUGGGGCUGGCAGGUUGCCUGUGUGUGUGCUAUGCAGUGUGGACACCUCUCUGGCUGAAGGAUCGGGGACUGUGGGCAGAGUGGAACAGCACUGACAGCCAGCAGACCGGUCACACACACAGCACUGUCUUGAAUGCUGCUGAAGCAGAGAGAGUAUUUGGCGUUCUCUCCUCCAUCAUGGCUAUAAGCACUGGGGCUUUGUGUCUGGUGUUCGCCCUCUGCUGGACAUCUCAGACAGUGCGCUCCUACUCCAACACUCGCUCUCUGCUCAUGGCAGGACAGGCUCUUUACCCCACCACGGUGCUCCUGCUCACCAUGGUCUCCACAGGUUUCUUCUUCCUCCUUGGCUGGGCUCUCUUCACGUAUCAGCACCGAGAGGAAAUCCAACAGGACUUCUCUCAGCUCGGCUCUUCCUACUGGCUCGGGGCUUUAGGUUGGGUCCUGCUGCUGGUCGUGGAGACUAUAGUCUUUAUUGCUGAACAGAUUGUCGUGCCAGACAUCCUGCCCGACUUAGAGAGGGCUGUGGAGUCGUGGCGGAUUUCCUCUCAGCUUAAUGCCGCUAAGCACUCUUUUAGCGAUGGGUAUCACCCUGGCAACAGCCAAAGCAGCGUUAUUCCACAGAGGUAAAUGUCAGCUCCUUGAAUGGGAUGCAGAGAUUAGGACAUGACAGAGAAAAUAAUGGUGAACGUGUGAGUUGCACGUGAAUGCACACGGAGAGCGGCAAUUUUGUUGCGUGUUUAUGUAACAGUACGACCAGACUGAAUACUGAUUAACCCAGGGAGUUAAAAUGUGGCUACACAAAUUUAAAGCUCUGGAUCUUGAACGUCGAGUCCAGUAGUGGAUGACUGUGGCGGUCGAUGCUGCAGAAUGUUUUCAGUAUGAAAAGGGAAAAAAAACACUAAGGACCAGAGUAGAACACUCUCUCAUCAAGAGAUCAAAGACUGUAAAAAAAAUAAAUAAAUCAUGUUGUCAAGCCCAGGAAAGAGGAUGGAGGUAGCAAUUAGCCACCAGGGAGCGACUCCAUUGGUCCAUGGACAUGGAGCUGAGACAGAGAUCCAGCUUUUUAAACUUUUUUGAACUUGUCUAAAAUGUCUAAAGGUACUGAUGAAUGUUCAUCUAAUGCCAUCGUGUGAUGACCAAAACUCUUAAAGAUCAUUAUGAAUGUGGUAAUGUGAGACAUUUGAUGUAUGGUGUACAGGACAAUGUCACUGUGAAAUACUAACUUAAACUACAGUAUGUUUCACAGUUUUGUUAUCAUAUGCUGACCAUGCACUUUACCUUAUCUUUACCUCUGCUGAGGAGGUCAUGUUUUCUGUCUGCCUGUCUGUCCGCCUGUCUGUCUGUCUGGGGGCAGAAUAAAUCAAAAACCAAAGGUAAAGAUUUAGAUUAUAUUUUCUGGGGAGGUUUUUACCCAGGAAUACAACUGAUUACAUUUUGACUGAAAAGUGAAACUGUGGGUGGAGGUUUGCACUCUAUGAGUCCUUCCUCUAAUUUUUUUUAGCAGGAACUAUGUAACAAUAUCUUUUCUGUCAAGCAAUACUAUCACACUUGACUGAGGGAACACUUGUGUGUAUACACCAGCAGAUGAUUGGGGGGGGUUAUGAAGAGUUUAUUUUUUAUGUAUUUAUUUUUUUGAGAAUUAGAAUUCUCUUCUGAAACGUUUUGUGUUUUCGAUCAUAAUAAACCUCCUGUGACCACAG
Messenger RNA from Solea solea (common sole), 2161 nucleotides. RefSeq lists its product as uncharacterized. Bases 405 to 1088 code for a protein of 227 amino acids. Lineage: Eukaryota; Metazoa; Chordata; Actinopteri; Pleuronectiformes; Soleidae. The transcript is spliced from 4 exons. The record is from RefSeq and is a predicted model, not a curated record.